This is a messenger RNA of Symbiodinium natans, 7191 nucleotides long. The record is from the annotation of a GenBank genome assembly. NCBI's taxonomy places the organism in Eukaryota, Dinophyceae, Suessiales, Symbiodiniaceae.
AUGGCCGCAUCGCAGCUUGCCAAUCUGAUCGGGAGAACAUGGGGCAUGCCAUGCUUGUCCUUUGCUGAAGUGACGCUUGGGACGCAAAAGGUGGCCCACACAUGUGGCCAAAUCGCCUUGGCUCACUGCGCGAUCCUGUUGCGCCCGUUAUCGGCUUCCUUCGAACAGUUCUUUCGAUGGGCUGACCAGCUCGCGCAAUCCGUGCCGUUCUUGCCGUAUGCUGUCUCUGGUGCAGGAGGGCUCUUUGAGAGCCAGAGUCGGCAGUUGUCUGACACCCUUUUGUCCAAGGGCGUUCCCUCAGAGAACAUCGCUGCCCGCAUCCAUGCGGCUUGUUCCAAGGUUGGCGUGGUGCCCAUUGCCACCGCGCUGGCGUCAAAGCACCCGUGGGCUGCACUAAAGGCAGCCGCUGGCAAGCCUGGAAGUGCUUUCAGAUGGGUUUCAACUGAUGAACUCCAGGCUCAAAUUGAUGCUAAGGCUUCAGCCAAAUUCGGCACGACUGUGCCAAAUGGGAAAAGCAAGAAAGCGAAGGCCAAAGGUGUCAAGAAGUCAGGUUCCCCCUUGCUCAUUGACCCUUCCACGUUGCAGAUGAGCCCGGACAGCUUCUCUUCCAACGAUGGACAGCCACUUUGCCAGUUAGCUAUGGACGAGGUGCAGCCCAUGGCACGGGGCAUUUGCUUUUGCACUCCAGCUGAGGUUGCCCCUUUCCUGAACAACUUUAAGUCCAUCAGUGUUGAUGCCCUAGGCCUCUUGACCACCGCAGCUCUACCAGCUGAAGCGGUCGGUGCUGCGCCUGUCACUGCCCUUCGCUAUCCGGCCAUUUAUGGUCCCACUCAGGAGGCCGUACUGAUUUCAGGCAGCCUGGUCCAGCUGGGUGACGCCUCCGUGCAAUUGACCACUCAUGACAUUGCUGAAGUAGAGCAACUUGACACGGUGGUGAUCAAACUCUCGCUUUAUCGUGACCAGUGCUCCAUUGGGUGGGAAAGGAUUUGUGAAGCGCCCAUCCGCGCGCUGCUACAGCAAGUUGCGGGCUGCAAGCAGGACUCGGGUUGUUCAAGAUUCCACCCAGCAGUUGAAGAGCAGAUAACUUACCCAGACCUCUUCUUCGAACCUCGGGCGGCUGAUGGAUCCGGCCCACAUGCCGGCUACGCCGUCGUUUGGCUCCCGGGGGCCACGGCCGAAGAGGCGCGACACGCGCUUCGCACUUGUGACAAAGCCAUUGCCUUGACGCGACUUGGAAGUAGGUUUGGCGUGAGGGUCAAAGAAACAGACGAAGAGAUUGCCUUCAACAUGCUUCGUCCUGCGCACCCAUUUGUCAAAGUCCGCAUCUCCGCGAAAUACAAGCUUCAUCCACUGCCGUUUGGUUGUCAACGACAAGCCCUACUCAAGAUCCUGCAACACUGGCAGUGGUCUGCUAAGCCACUUCAGCCAGACAAAGGAACUGCAGAAGGCGCUUCUUGGAUCGUUGGUGCCUCUUCUGAGCCGCCUGCCUUGGCCCUACCGCUCGGCGAAAGCCAUGUCAUUGUGACGAAAGUCCAGGACCUUGGCAAUGCCAAGUCCAAGCCCCCUGCCCUGUACGCCUCCUCACGUACCAUCAAACACAUCAGGUACGAUGAUGGACCAACAGACCCUGCCAUUGACCCCUGGAGCGAUGGCCAAGAUCCAUGGGCCGAGGCUCGCCAACAGUUUGCUCCUCCUCCGGGGCUUUCGCUUGUUAAGAGUUCCCAGCCCUCGCCUGGCCCGUCCAAACUUGAACAACUCGGCUCCGAACUCAAACAGGAUCUCAGAAGCCUCAUGCAGACCGAGCUUGCGUCCAGGUCGGCAGGUCAGGACUCAGUCAGUUCGGCGCAGGAGGCUAGACUUGAAAAGCUUGAGGUUGGUAUGAAAGAACUCCAGGAGCAAAACCGUAAAUUUGAAGGCUGGUUUGCCACUUUUGGCAAUCGUGUGUCUGAGCAAGCCACUACCAUUCAAGGAGUCCAGCACACGCUGCAAAGCCAAAGCCAAGACAUCCACAGGCUGCGCUCAGACGUCGAGAUGACGGUCGGCAAUGCGGUUGGCCAGUUGCAGGCUGAUAUGACUCAACAGUUGUCUGCGCAGCUGGCAGGCCGUCGCUUCGCCGUCAGCGCCGGGCCUGUUUGCAAGUUGCCCACCUUUUUCGGCUUACUCCUACAGCUGUUUCUCCUGUUGCCGGUUGCUUGUGGUUUGCAGCAUCAGACCGGCGAUCGUUCUUCGUCUGUUCUGGGUUCCGCAGUUGAGCCCACUGGAAGUGUGAUAGAUGGGCAGUCGACUGCCUUCCUCUUCGAGGCUCUUCAGCCACUCCUGGGUGCAACAACUCGAUUCGGUGAGGCUGACAAUCCUGGUCCUGAGUCGCCGCUUCUGACGAUUGGAGUUUCCAAUCCUUCAGGCCUUCGGGGGAAGGAGGCCAUACUGUUGGAAUGCGGCUCGGGCAUUCAUUGUGUGUCAGAAACACAGCUUUCACAAAUCACGCAGCGUUCUUCUAGUGCUGCUCUUCGCUCUCUUGGCAAACAGCAGAAUCGCCAUGUGCGCACAUGUUACGGCGCGCCCGCGCCCUUACGAACUGGCUCCGCUUGGGCUGGCUCUUGGACCGGCGUUGCGCAAGUUACGGAUUUCCCAUCCAGGACCUUGCAAAUACCAUGGCCUUCAGGCGCAUGGUACACUGGACGCAUCAUGCUGGCGCAACACCAGGUCGUUGACCUUCCGGUACUUGUUGCCACUGUGUAUGGCUUCCCAUCUGGGCCAACAUAUCCAGAUGCCAAACCUCGGACCGAGUCCCUGCUUGCUUGCCUGACCAAGGAGCUUGUUCAUGGUCGCUCUGGCUUCAGGGUAAUUGCGGGUGAUUUCAAUCAGGACGAGAAUGCUUUAGAGCAAAUCCAGGUCUGGAGAAGCCUAGGUUGGGUUGAGAUUCAAACCCUAGCUGCUUCGCGGUGGGGUCAUCUUGAAGUGAACACUUGCAAAAACGCUACCAAGCGUGACAUGAUCUAUGUCUCCCCUGAAGCGGCAGCGUUUGCGUCAGCUGUGCAGAUCACACAGGUCUUCGCAGACCAUGAUACAGUUGUCGCCUCUUUCAGUGUUCCUGACUCGGCAGGCUAUGAGUUGCGCUGGCCACUGCCAGCAGAACUUCCGUGGGAAGACAUUGAUAUCACAGGCUGGCGCCAGGCCCCAUUCCCACCAGUCCAGAAGAGCAAUAAUUCCACGGUGUGGAUGCAAACAUUUGCCCGUACAUAUGAAUCAAGCCUGAAUGGCUUCGUUGAAGGUCGCCCCGGCCGACAGGUGCCCUCAGCAUGCCGCGGACGGUCCAAACGCACUAAGCCUGACUGCCGGACUGCCACUUCUGCGCUGGUUCGAGCAAGUCGUCCGGGGGAAGAGGUGCUGUGUCAUGAUUUCAUCAGCCAAGAGCUCAAGCGAUGGUUCGCGCAACUGCGCAGACUUCAAAGUUUGUGUCACGCACUACAGGCCAACAGCCAAACUCCAGGGGCACUGGAGUAUAGAGCUUCGUUGUGGAGAGCAAUUUCCUCCGCCAAAGGGUUCCAACACGGCUUCUGCGCCUGGUGGAUGCGCCGGCCGACUCAGUUGCAAGGUAGCCCUCCGAGCAUUCCCCUAGGUCUCCCGGGGCUAGACACGGCCUCUGCAAUUUUUCAAGACUUUCGGGAAAACUUUCGCCGUUUUGAAUCCUGGAGCAUCGGCAAGCGGGCACAAGUUCUGGACGCGAAGUACCAGCAAUCCCUAGAACUGCUCUACAAGGACCUACAUAAACCCGCUGCCCCUCAGGUCGACACUCUUGUAAUCCAUCGUGAGUACGCCAUUUUGGCGUUUGAGCCAGAAACCAGACAGGUGCAUGUGGAUCCUCCUUUGGACCUUCGUGGUUCCUCUACCUGGCAAGUUGAUGGCCACGUGUUACGGCUUGAACGGGUCACUGAUGAAGUUUGCACCUUGUCUGGUGAAUGUCCACUGCAUGAGGAUUCCGAGCUUUUGCAGGCCCAAACUUUGGCAGAUGUCUCGGAUAUUCAUGAUGAAUUCGUUUCUCUAUGGGCCCCAAGAUGGCAGAAACAUGCUAGUUGUAGUGAAGCGGAUUGGCGUCGGGUCCUAGCUUUUGCUGAGGCCUUCCUGCCAAGGUCCCCCUUCAACCUUCCACGCAUUUCAGUAGCACAGUGGCAACGCAGGAUUCGAAAGUUCUCUUCUCGUGCGGCGCGCGGCCCCGACGGCUGGGCGCGAGCGGAUCUUUUGAACAUGCCCACUGCGGCAGUUGAGCAGCUUCUAGACAUGUUGCACUUGAUCGAGGCAGGCAAGGCGGCAUGGCCGCAACAGAUCCUCGUUGGCUUUGUUCUGUCUUUGGUGAAGCCAAAUGGUUGCACUGAUGCCCAAGGCUACCGUCCAAUAUGUCUGAUCAGCAUGAUUUACCGUGCUUGGGCAGGGUUGCGGGCAAAACAGACUCUUCUGGCGCUGUCCAACCUUGUUGAUCCAGACUCCCUUGGAUUCCUUCCGAAUCGCGAGGCCACGGAGCUGUGGUUCAUUCUGCAGAGCCAGAUUGAGCUCAGCCUUCAAGGUCAAUCUCCUCUAGCAGGAUUUAGUUCGGACAUAGUUAAAGCCUUCAAUAACUUACCUCGUUUUCCACUCCUGCGCAUUGCCUCACGGAUUGGCUUUCCGCCAAACCUGAUCUCACCUUGGCGAGCUUUCCUUUCAGGCUUUUCCCGAAGGUUUAAGGUGAGGGACGCGCUGAGCCCAGGGGUCUCCAGCUCCUCUGGAUUCCCAGAAGGCGACCCACUCAGUCCCAUCGGCAUGCUGCUUGCGAACAUGGUGUUCCAUGCAUAUAUGCAGGCGCUUUGUCCAAGUGUGCGGGCUUUGAGCUACGCUGAUAACUACUCCGGCAUGGCUCCUGAGGCAUUUUCUCUCGCCCGAGGCAUCAACGCCAUGGGCGCAUGCUGCGACAUGUUGGAUUUGCAACUUGACUCCUCCAAGACAUUUGUGUGGUCAACUGAUCCUGAACAGCGUAAGGUUCUCAGGGCCAUGAAACUUAACGUUGUGGAGCACGCCAGGGAGCUUGGCGGAUUUUUGUCAUUUUGUGCCGCCACGCGCAACGCGGCAUUGGUUGCUCGCAUACACGCGUUGCAGCCUCAGUGGCAGGCCUUGGGCCGCGCCAGGUCCCCUUUAGCGUCCAAGCUAGCGAUCCUCCCCAACAAAUUCUGGGCCUUUGCCUUGCAUGGGAUUGCGGGAUGUCCUUUGGCAUCUUCCCAUUUGUCUGGCCUGCGUGCUUCUGCGGUCAAAGCGAUUCGAUCACACUCAGCUGGAUCGAGCGCCCUCCUACGUUUGAGUCUUGUUCCAUCAUGCCUGGCUGACCCAGGUUUCUAUCAGCUCAAGACCACUGUUGUCGAUGUGCGCAGGGUCCUACUCAAACAGCCUGCGUUGUUGUUGGACUGGAAGGUUUUCCAGGAUCGUUACGCUGGAGACGGUUACCAGGGUCCUUUCUCCAAGUUGGUGGUAGUGUUGGGGCAGGUGGGCUGGAGCAUCCUUGAGCCUCCGCUUCUUCAGGACCAUGAAGGCCUGGUUCACCAUUUGUUGUCCAUGCCCCAAGCCCUUUUGAUCAGGCUUUUGGAGCAUGCUUGGCUCCAAUAUGUCGCUUCGCAGCAUGUGCACCGCAAGACCAUGGUGGACUUGGACGGGCUCGAACCUUCCCUGCUUCACAUUGACCACAGCCGCCUCACUCCUCGCGAGUCGUCACGUCUUGCCGCGAUCCAGUCGGGGGCCUUCCUGUUUCCUGCCCAACAUAGGAGGUUUGAUUUGACGGUUUCAGGGUUGUGCAAGGAGUGCCAGGUUCCCGAUGAUGUCCAGCACAGGAUUUGUGAUUGUCCUCUGUAUGCACAGGCAAGGCAGCGUUGUCAAUCAGUUGUGGAACAGUGGGCAAAUUUGCCAGUGUGUCUGACGCAUCACCUCUUGGUUCCGCGCAUGCCGGAGAUGACUGCUUUCCGAGUCGCGCUCGGCAGCAUCGCCGACACCACUGCGGAAUUUUGGUCUUCCAGAACGACGCUGGGCCGGCAGAACAUUUUCACGGAUGGGACAUGCACUCAACCCGCUAUGGCAGAUUGCGCGAUUGCAGCGUGGAGCGUGGUGCAUGCUGGCACGGGCGACGUCAUUGCAUGUGGGCCCUUACACGGGCAGCUCCAGACAACUCCUCGAGCAGAAAUGACUGCCGCUAUUGCCGCACUUCGCUGGAUCAUCAGUCGGCGAGUAACAGCAACACUUUGGAUGGAUGCCUACCACAUCGCUUCCGGCAUCAAUGGUCUCAUUCAAGGUGGGCAUGUUUCGGCGCAAGCAGAAAAUGGUGAUCUGUGGCAAACGUUGUCCGCACUGGUGGAGCAGCUGGAGCCAGCGCAGGCACAGAUCCAACAUGUUCCCUCCCAUCUUGAUCCGCAUCAGUGCACUGAUGAAUUUGAGAUCUGGGUGUCUACGUGGAACCAGCAUGCUGACACCGUGGCGGCCGUUGCAAACGCAAGCAGAUCGUUGGAGUUCCUGCAGCUCCUUGAGGGCAUUGGCGAGAAGUAUGAUCGCCAGGCCAACGUGAUCCGUCAACUUCGUAGUAUGUUCUUUGCUAUCGCAGAUGUACAGCAAACUUUGCGUCCGGAGGUUGAGCCUGUUGCACCAGAUGUCGUCGAGAUAUCUUUGCCCCUGGUUGAUGUACAGUUUAGGCUCUCGGAUUUGACCCCGCUGGGGUGGAGGCAGUUGCUUGAUAGUACCCCCUCCGCGCUCCCAGCUGGUUUUCUUAGGAGUGUCGCGGCUUUGCUUUUGGAGCAGGAUGCCAACCAUGAUCAGGUUUGCCUUGUUUCGACUUUGGAGCUCACGGUUUGGAUUGUCGGGGCUGGUGUUGCCUUUCCGGUCCAAGACCCGGUGAGCAACAGUUGGGUUGAUCCUGCUUCCAUCGUUUAUAAGGAACCGCACCAGACUUUGGCUGUACAGGUGCGUCUGGUUCGCAAGGCGCUGCGGAUCCUAGUUAAGCUUUUUCACGCAGAGUCCUGUUGGAUUGGAGGCAUCAACUUGACGGACCUGGGGGUUACUAUGCCUUUUGAUGGGUUGGGGCUUGGUGUGGAUGUUGGGGUUUUCCAGGCAUGCCGCCAACGGAUUCAGGACUUUUGUUCACGACGCCCAAUUCGGGCAAGCCGUGAUUUAGCUCGGCCGCUUUGA